UCGCCUGGGUCUGCAAUUUUGAAUCUCGCUUUCGCUUGUAAUAAAAGUAUCGGUGAGUGGAACCGGGACCUACCUAGCGACCCCAGCUUGGACCCCAGCCGGGACCUACCUAGCGACCCCAGCUUGGACCCCAGCCGGGACCUACCUAGCGACCCCAGCUUGGACCCCAGCCGGGACCUACCUAGCGACCCCAGCUUGGACCCCAGCCGGGACCUACCUAGCGACCCCAGCUUGGACCCCAGCCGGGACCUACCUAGCGACCCCAGCUUGGACCCCAGCCGGGACCUACCUAGCGACCCCAGCUUGGACCCCAGCCGGGACCUACCUGGCGACCCCAGCUUGGACCCCAGCCGGGACCUACCUAGCGACCCCAGCUUGGACCCCAGCCGGGACCUACCUAGCGACCCCAGCUUGGACCCCAGCCGGGACCUACCUAGCGACCCCAGCUUGGACCCCAGCCGGGACCUACCUAGCGACCCCAGCUUGGACCCCAGCUUGGACACUAGC
Perkinsus marinus ATCC 50983 is the source of this 507-nucleotide messenger RNA. RefSeq lists its product as hypothetical. NCBI's taxonomy places the organism in Eukaryota, Perkinsozoa, Perkinsida, Perkinsidae. The record is from RefSeq and is a predicted model, not a curated record. The transcript has a single exon. The annotation marks the transcript as partial.